AGUCACAACCACGGACACGCUGUUUCUGUUCAGAACAAGCGCAAUCUUUUAACAAAGAUGGAUCGCCGCCAAUGUAGUUGCAACCUGUCGCCGCAGAGUAUGGAUGCCACUGCCCGUUCUUGCAGGCGUUGUUCAGGUCACAGGAUUGAUGCCGGCGGCGACGAAACCGCUGGACUCUUGGAAAGCUUAAAGGCCUUGGUAGAGUUAGUACCUCUACCUUACGCUGGUUGCCUGAGGAAGCUUCGGUCUAGAAGUACAUCUGAUGCGGUGGUCUACCAGCAGGCAUAUUCUGAACCUUCCGGAGCGAGUAGUUCGGCUGCAUUGCCUAAUACGGGGCCCUCUGGUAGAAGAGAUCGUCCAAACCGUGAAUUUCGAAUGGCUACAUACGAACCCAGAUUGCCAUCGGAGAUUGGUAAUUUUGUCAAUCGAGAGAGGAGCCAUCAACGCGGUGUACCCACAGGUCCCGACGGGGAUGGCCAUCAAAGCAGCUCGAGUCGGGGAAGCGAAGACGAGGCGGCAGUGGCCGCAGCUUAUGAAGACCUGCGGAAUGCAGUUAGAGGCUACACUAAUGAGAGGGUGGACGACGAAUUUGAUCUCGUCUGCGCGGCCAGUCAGUACAUUAAAUCCAUGAUGCAAACCCUGAAGGAUAUGCAAGACCGAAAAGAGAGCCCUGCCACUCCGUCAAGCAACAGUUCAGCGAAUACUGAAGCAGGGGAGCCGAUGGCGUGAAACCUCGCAUGUGACGGUGUUCGCAUCCUGUAAUUUUAACCUUAUUUAGACUCCUUCUUCUAGGCGAUACGUUUUACCUAUGGAAUCGCCAUAAUUAAUGUGCGUAAUGUAAAUUUUAGCCAUGGUGCAGUGUCCGAUUUUCUCCUUAAUAUUAAAAAUUUCCCUA
Hyalella azteca is the source of this 895-nucleotide messenger RNA. RefSeq lists its product as uncharacterized. NCBI's taxonomy places the organism in Eukaryota, Metazoa, Arthropoda, Malacostraca, Amphipoda, Hyalellidae. The coding region runs from base 58 to 729 and encodes 223 amino acids. The record is from RefSeq and is a predicted model, not a curated record. The transcript is spliced from 2 exons.